AACUUAGACUCAUGGGCGGCCAUUGUUGUUAUUGCUCGGGGUCUUCAGCGAAGUGUCGGAAGAACUGUCGAGGCUUUAUUCCCUCGUGCACCUCUCUACUACACACACCCUCGCGACACCUGAGACUCCUCACAGGGACUCGGGAGUGAAGUGGCGAGCAGCAGAUCCACUUAUAUCAGCGUUAUGCAGAAGAAACGUUCAGCAGUGUGGCGUCACUUUGCGGAGGAAGGCGAGAACAAGGUGUCUUGCCGCACCUGCCACAAGCGCCUCACCAAGCACGGCAACACCUCCAUGAUGCUGCGGCACCUCCGAGGGAAGCACCCGGAGCUGAUGCACUGCCUCCUGCUGGAUGCUGAAGGUCCCAGCGGCCAUGAGGAGACCUGGCCAAUGGAGGAGCCCCAAGCUGAGGAGGUGGUGGAGUCUCUGCCACCCAUUGAUGCCUCAGCAGUGAAAAAGAAACGAUCAACUGUGUGGAAAUACUUUGAGGAGGAAGGCACAGACAAGGUUAGCUGCCGUAUUUGCGAUGAGAAGCUGGCCAAGCAUGGCAACACCUCCUCCAUGCUGCGCCACCUACGUGGAAAACACCCACAGCUCAAACUUGGGGACCUGCAGGGUGACCAAUCCAAGAAAAUGAACCACCUUCACCUUUGCUCUAGUAACACUGAGAUGCGUUUUCUCUCUGUGUGUGAACGACUCCUUCUCAACAACCAGCUGACAGACUGCACUCUGGUGGCUGAGGGACAAUUUGUGCAGGCCCACCGGCUCGUUCUGGCCACUUCGAGUGAGGUGUUUGAGGAGAUGUUCAAGACAGUGUGCCAGGCCAACCCAGUGGUGGUGCUUCGAGACAUCAGCCUUCAGGAACUCAGGGGUCUCAUCAGCUACAUGUACAAAGGGGAGACUCUUGUGAAAUCUCAUGACCUACCUGGACUCCUCAAGGCAGCUGCUCAGCUCAAGAUUAAAGGUCUGAGUCAAGUGGGGCUGUCUGAGUCUUGGCUGGACGACUCCCGCAACGCAGCAGCCGGCGUCGCCUCCUCGCCGCCCCACCACCACCACCACCACCACGUGAACCCCAAGCCUGACAUGACCUUCUACCAGGACGACCAGGAGAUGGAAGAAAUGGACGAGGAUGACCCGGACCAUCAAGGUACAGGCCAGGAAAAGAAGAAUGCAGCCACCAUCAACCUUAUGGCAAUGUGCGAGGAGGUGGUGCUGGACGAGGCUGGCGGUGGACUGGUCGCAGAGGGGGACGGGCGAACCCUGAAGCGUGUGCAGAUCAAGUUGGAACAUGGCGUUGGAGUGCCCCAGGAAGUCCCUCCCUCCGUGGAUCUUCCCUCUCACCGCAGCCCUGACACCUUCCUCGCAGGGUCUCAGGAGGAGGCUGUGAUUCACCAUGAUGCUGAGGAGAUGCAACAGCAGCAGCAGCAGCAACAGCAGGAGAGACAGAUGAGAGAUGAUCCACUCGCCCGUGCUGUCAAGGUUACUCAGUCUGCUUCUGGUGGGGAUCUUGAGCAGGGCAUGCCUGGUAUUCUGACUACCAACGGUGCUGUAGUGCGGAUGGGGGGCACCACUCCCCAGCAGGGUGCUUCGUCUGUCCAGAAUGCUAUUGACAAUGAAGGUCUGAUCCUGCUUGGCUUGGCUGGGACGACUGAGAACCAGGGCAGGGUGUAUGCUGGUCCCUCACAUCCCAAGCCAGACGCUCACACCCGCGGAGCCUCCCUAAGAAGGCUCCGUAGGUACUCAAAACAAGACCUCUUGACUGCUCUUAACAUGAUCCGUGAUGGUCACCUGGGCAUAAAACCUGCUGCCCGAGCCUUCAACAUCCCAGUGGCAACCUUGUACAAUGCCACCAAGAGACAUGACAUCUCCAGCCCCAUGCAGCAGGGUGCCAACAAGGACAUAUGGAGGAACAAAGGCCCGCUACUGGUUAGCACAGAUGGCAUACAUGUCCAGUGUCUCCCGCCGCGCUCACCAACACUGCCUGAAGCCUCCUAACUCCUCCCCAUCCCAUACCUUCCUCCAGGCCUCUUUAUGAAGCCCAGGGGUUGCUCACUUGUGUACUUGUGUUGCGUUGUCCAUCUCCUUGGACAUUAUAGCACUUAAGUCGUCAGUUCUGUUAUAUGUUUAUUAUCCUACCGAUUUUAUUUAAAAGUUCCGUCUUGAAGAUUAGCUGAUGUAUCCAAAAAAAAUUGUGCUCAUUAACUGCUUAUUUGUGCAGUUUUUAAGUUAAUCUCUGUUUAGUUUUCAUUUUAUGUAAGUCUUAAGAAACUUUAUAUAUACUAAAUAUAUAUAUUUGCACCACAAGACAUUACCAUUACUUGAGAGGCAUUCAAGGGCAUUUUGUAUGAUGAUAAUGGUAAUAUUACUAUGGAGAGCCUUUGUUGGUAGUAAGGAACAUAAUCAAAGGCCUCACUUUACACAUAAGUUAGGAAGAAUGUCUAUUUUUCCAAAUAGCCAUGGGUUUACUUGAUGUAUGCUUGCUGUUUUCUCUGACUAAAGUCGCCAAAGAGUGGAGCACUUGUUGAACGACCAGACAAGUAUAAUUUGAUGAAUUAUUUCACUAUUAGUGAAGACAAGAAUUCAUUUGAAUUUCAUGAGUUUGUAUUUGUAUUACUUGGCAUUUUGUAGUGUUAAGAAACAGUGUAUGGUGGUGUAGUCAGUGGGCAGUGUGGAGGGAAGAGACGUGCUUCUGAUUCCCUGGAGUGACAUUGAUUUGCAGCUGAGACUAUGGAAGGGAAAAGACAAAAUACCUUUGUGUCCCUUGAAAAAAAUUCCUCACAAACUCAGGGUAUGGUUCUGUAGGUCUCUCUCUCUCUCUCUCUCUCUCUCUCUCUCUCUCUCUCUCUCUCUCUCUCUCUCUCUCUCUCUCUCUCUCUCUCUCUCUCUCUUCCACAUAGCCAGACUACAAUGCUCAAGUAUAUUAUAAUUACUUCCUGUGACCUUGUUAAUUGGUAGUUGAACAAUUGAGAUAGAAUUCUUUUUAUCCAAAGUUUUGGUAGUCAUUAGUUUUCCUUUGCAUUCCCAAUUGUAUUUCUUUUUAAUUCUAACAUAAUCUGGUGCAGGAAGAUGUACUGUUUGCAUGGAAUUGAGUGUGUGGUUGUUGUUUUGGAAUCUUGUGUUGGAAAUGUCAAAAAAAUGUUUUGGAUUUCAAACAUUGAAACAGGAAAGGAAAUCACAUUAUUUAAUCUUUUUUUCUUUUUUUUUUUUUUUUUCCUUCUUUUUUUUGGUGUUAUGGAUUUACAUGAAACUAAAUCACAUAUAUGAUUACUUUUGUCGGGUAGGAAAUGGUUCUAUUUUCGUUUUCAUUUUCUCUUGGUUUCAUUCUACGUUUUUUUUUGGAGCAGACUUUGAAGGUCCGUCACUGAGGGUCGAGUCGAGUCGUACAACGUUUUCGUUUCGCUGGUUCCAAAGUUUAACAAGUGAGGAGGUGCAGUCACGAUCACCAGUUAAGUAACGUACACUUAUUUCCACGGUAUUUGUCAAUUUCCUCAACCUUAAGUCCUCUCAUCUGCUGAGAAUCCAUUGUCAGAUUUUGUAAGCAGAUUAUCAGCAGAUCAGAGGACUUUAGAUUGAGGAAAACAUUAAAAAAAGAAGAAAAAAGAAAAAAAAACAGUGGAAGUGAAUGCAGCAAACUACUCAACUUGUGGCCAUGACUGUACCUACAUACGUAUAGAUUCCACAAUGAACGAAUCCCCAGGAACUCUUGGUAGUAGGAUGAUAAUUACUAAUAUAUGCAGGACCUAUACACCCUGCAGUGGUAAUGUCAUUUCUCAUUGUUUUUUGUACUUGUAUGGAAGAAGGAUAGAAGUGAGUCAAAAGUUUAGUACAUGUAAAGAGUCAAGUUUUUCAUACACUAUUCAUUUAUGGCCUGUUUUUGUGCUCUUAAAUGAAAGAUGCUUUGUCAGUGUGUGUGUGUGUGUGUGUGUGUGUGUGUGUGUGUGUGUGUGUGUGUGUGUGUGUGUGUGUGUUACAAGGUUCCUCUGGUAUACAUUGUCAGCCACAGAGCCACGAGAAGGUUCCCUCAAGACAGUCAAGAGAAAUAAUACGUACGCGUGUUACUCCAAGAACAGAAAACAAACACAGCUCUUUAACUUCUCAUAUUAUGGUGCAUGUUUGUUUUCUCACAAAUAAGACUUUUCUCUUUCUUAAGUGAGAAAUUCUACACUGUUAGACGUUCCUCAGCAUCAUUAUUUUUUGCACCACCAUCACUACUAUCGUCGUAAUAAAUCGUGGGUAAACAUAGGACCAUUUCGUUGAGGCCGUUCUGUCGGUCGGUUAAUCUCUCGGCUAACGUGACACCGGUGCACAGAAUAACGAUGCUGCUUUGAGGGAUGAAUGUACGUAGAUAUUCCUAUGUAACAUACAGCCCGGCUAGCCUGGCUGACUCUGCCUUAUCACAUAAACUACUCAUAGAUGUUACAAAUUUCACUCGUCUGCCGUCUCAGUCCUUUAUUUUGCAGAAUAAUAGUAUUUUUGAAUGUGCUGUGUGUAAGCUGUCCUAUGGUUACAGUUACAGUCAUAGCACGAAAGAUUCUGUCUGCCUAGGUAUUCGUUGCAGCAGAAGGAAGAGGUUCUGGUUUAGGUUGUGUUGGUUCUGUUUGUUGACGAUGACACAGUAAGGUGUGUUGUUUUGUGCACUGUUUUGCAAAAGAUUUUAUUCAGAUAAUUUGACGUCUUGACAUGGUUUAAUUACACUUGCAUGAUUCACAGCAAACUAGUCACUAAUCUUCCUUAUGGACAGGUGUUGUAGAGGAGGUAUUUGCAGCGUUCAUCUUCAGACUCCAUUAAAAUUAUGAAUAACUUAGUUUGGUGAAUAUAAGUAGUUUCUUAAUAUUAUUUCCAUAUGUAGUGAGGUGGCCAACAGCAGGCUGACAAAUCACAUAGGCCUACUGUCUUCAGCCUAAGAGGAGUUUGUCAGUCAGCUGCUCACUUAUCACUAAACAUACAACUAGGAAUUAGGAAAUAAUAGUUAGCCUCCAUUUUGAAUACUUGAUAAUAAUUUGUUUGACAGACAGACACCAGAAUGACAGCAGACGGUUACCAAUUCAUUAUUAACCUGCUUCGGAACAGAAUAUUCAUUAUUUAAACAAUAAUAUCAAAUCCAAUAAACAUUCACAUAAUGUC
Messenger RNA from Scylla paramamosain (green mud crab), 5121 nucleotides. RefSeq names its product longitudinals lacking protein, isoforms H/M/V-like. The transcript has 10 exons. Gene Ontology annotation, biological process: regulation of transcription by RNA polymerase II. Gene Ontology annotation, cellular component: nucleus. The coding region runs from base 184 to 1992 and encodes 602 amino acids. The record is from RefSeq and is a predicted model, not a curated record. Gene Ontology annotation, molecular function: DNA binding; protein binding. NCBI's taxonomy places the organism in Eukaryota, Metazoa, Arthropoda, Malacostraca, Decapoda, Portunidae.